CCACAUAAACAUGCAAAACCUGAUGGAUUGUACGAGAAGUUGUUUAUUAUUAGAAGAGAUAUGUAAUAUAGCAUAUUAAGUUUGACUUUAAUUGGGUGAUCUACAUUUUAUUAACACAUACUUAUAAAAAGUAUAGGAGAAAUUGCAAGACCAAUAAGAUGGGACCACUUUUGAAAUUUCUCAGGUUUUCCAGUGGAGAAAAUGCUGAAAAAGAUUUAGAAAUUAUCGACAAAGCUGCUGAUUAUGCACAGUCAAAUCAAAUUGAAGUAGAAAUCAUUCGAAAUCCAAAUGAUAUCAAGGCUUUGCUUUCCUCGUCGGAAAAUACCGACAUUCAAUCAAUAUACAUAUGCUUUCCGUUUGAAGGAAAAAUCUUUGAAAACUUAAAACAAAAAGGAUAUCGAAUAAUCGGUCCACAAUGUGUUUUGUCUUGUUUACUGUUGGAAAUUCCAGUACCUAAACAAACUUAUCCAAUAUGCAAUGUUGCCAUGCUAGGAGUGGUUGCAUGUUGUAGCAGUAUGAAAAAAGAAGAGAGACUAAAAUUACAUGAAUCCAUCAAAGCAAUGGGAGGAGAGGUAACAGCUGAUUUUACAACAGCAGUGACACAUUUAAUAGCGAAAGAGGUAGGUUCCAAGAAGUACCAGGUGGCUUGUAACAACAAAGUACCAGUGGUUUUACCAGAAUGGAUACAUUCUACUUCUAUGCGAUCAAAAUAUGAACAUGUAGUUGCUAGUGAUGGGAACAUAAUAAAAGAGUUUCUCUUGCCUAUUUUUAAAGGUUGUACAAUAUGUGUAACAGGUAUUGAUGUCAAUACGAGAGAUAGUAUAAAAACCUUAGUACAGAAAAAUGGUGGGGUAUAUUCUGGUGAAUUGAAUAUGAAGACUUGUACUCAUUUAUUAGUUGAACAUGCAAGGGGACAAAAAUAUACUUAUGCAAGACAGUGGAAAUUACAUUGUGUGUCCCCAGAAUGGUUUUAUAACUGUUUAAAGAAAGGUCAUUGGUUGGAUGAAAAACUUUAUGUUGUGGAGCCCGGUGCUGAUACAACUGUUAAUACAUCUAGCAUUAAUCAAAAAAGUCAUAUACAAAAUACAUUUCGAGAAUCUUUGUUGCCAAUGGACAGUAGUAGGUUGUCAACUUCAAGUAAAGUUGCAGAACUUGCUGCCAAAAGUUUAGAAAACUCAAAGCUGCAAAAAUUAGAGAACAUUGAAAAUGCCAGUAUGAGUAAUGAUAUAGAUAUAAAGAUAUUUGAUUCUAAUGUUUUAAAACUCGAUAAAUUUGAAUGCCAAGAAGUGGACAGUUUUUACUUAGAUGGAUGUAAAAUUUAUUUGUGCAACAAAGCUGGUGCAAUAUUAGAUGCUUGUCGGAAGAUUAUAAACAGUGGCGGUGGUGUUCGCUUUAGUACUUUAUCAGACUCGAUUACUCAUAUUAUUCUGUGGGAUCAAGUGCCAGUUGAAGUCAAAAUGUAUUUACAAGAAUUGGAUGGUCCUCUUCCUCAUGUUGUGUCUCCAUUGUGGUUGAUUAACUCUUGUAAAAAUACAUCAAUCGUGGAUGAAACAGAGUACUCUUUAUUAAAUCAAGUAAUCAGAAACAACAACCGAAAUGCUGAUGAUGAUUUUGUAAAACCAGACCCUAAGCCUUUUAAACCUACAGUAGCUUCAUCACUUCACAUAAAUUUUGAGGACGAAAUGGCAGAUGAUGAUACCCUUCUGAAUCAGUAUGUUUCUAACAAUCAUGAAAGUACACGUUUGUCACAAGUAGAACCUGCACAAAUAAACAACCUUACUGUAAAAGAUAAUGAUGAAACUGUCACAAUGGAAGAAACUGUUGUGCCCGUAUUAAAAGAUAAAACCUUUUCCAUUCAAAGAUUUGAGCCUGACCAGUUGCUUCAUGUAAAGAAUCUCAUCCAGGAAUUUAGUGGUAGCGUAGUAGAAGAGGCAAACCAUUGUGAUUACAUCAUUGUUCCUUUAUCGUAUAGUAGCAAAAAGGUUAAGGUUAAUAAAAAAGAGGUAACUUUAUGCUGGCUAGAGCAAUGUAUUGAACAAGAAGAAUUUAAAAAGCCCUCUUCAAGUUUUCUCUUUCGUCCGAUAUAUAUUAAUCAAAAGAUAAAGCCUUUGGAAAACUGUGUAAUUACAAUAAGUCAGUAUUCUGGGAUGGAAAGACAACAUCUUUUUCAUUUAGCUGAACUCCUAGGUGCUGUUGGGCAAGAAUAUUUUGUCCGCAACGAAACAUCGACUAUGAAGGCCAGCACUCAUCUCAUACUCUCAAAACCAGAAGGUUCAAAGUACACAGCGUCUUUAAAAUGGGGUGUACCAUGCAUCUCUAAAAACUGGUUGUUUAAAUGUGCCAAGUCAGAGAAAAGAUUGCCAGAAGUUGAAUUUCCUGUUACUGAGGGUUUUGAUGAUGACACCAUACUGAGGGAAGAGGAUGUAACUGCAGUGGAAUAUGCCUCCACACUCGGUCAUAACAAUGUGGAUGGUAAUUUAGUGUCAUUUGAUCUUAGCACCCGAGGGGCAUCCCUGUUAGAUGGCACUGAAAAGAGCAAGACUAAAUCUAAUGACAUCAGUGAAACUGUCUCUGAACAAAAUCAGAGUAUUAAAGGAACUGCAAAAAAACAGAACAGCAUAACAGAUUUCUCAAAUUUUAAUGAAAGUUUAGCAAAAGAAAGAGCUAGUCAGAAAUGUGAUCUGGAGAACAGUUCUGAUACAAUUUAUGGAAAGGAAGCUGAAAAUGUUUCCAGUAGAACCCCAUCAUCUGUGAAAGAACCAACUAUCUCUGUUAAAGCACCUUUAGAAAUGAACAAAUCUCGAUAUUCGUUCGACUUUACUGAUGCGUUGGAUAGUAUUCAGUCACCCGCAGUGUUAUCACAAGAUUCAAGGAGAAAAAGUCGCAGAAGCAGAGGUAGUUUACCUUUCGAUGUUCAGUUUGCAGAAGCCAUACAGAGAGCUGUUGAUAAGCAUGUACCAGAAGAAGACAGAAAAGCAUGGGAUUGUCAAGAAGAAAAACAGAUAAACAGUGAAGGUAUAUUAAACGGUACAGUCAUUGCUGUCAGCAAGAAACUUGCAAAUCGUCAACUUGAAUUACAUCAGUUGGUUAACGAUAUGGGUGGAGAAACCAGAUUUAUGUACGAUAAUUCUUGUACUCACUUUAUACAUCAAGGUAGGAUUAACGAUACGGCUAAAGAUUAUGCAGAUGCUAAAAGGGACAAAAAAUUCUUAGUCUCUCCUCACUGGAUAGAGGUUUGUGCUGAAACGAAUACACGAUUAGACGAAGGUAAAUAUCCUGUGACCUUUAAUCCAAGGCUAUCGAUUGAUGUCUCUUCAAGCAGAACAACACGAUCGAAGGCAGCCCCGAAACAGAGUCCUGUGUUGGAUAAACUUUCAAAAAAACUAAGUCCUAGAAAUGAUGAGCCCAAUAAUCCACCAAUCAAUGAUGACGCUGAUCAUGAUGAAACGACAACUUCUACUUCAGAAGGAAAGUUAGAUUUUCAAAAGAAAAUGGAGGAAAUUAUGGAAGCAACAAAGGCUCCUAGAUCUAGACGAACAAGACGUCAAACAGGUGCUUCUAUUUCUAAAAAUGACAGUGGCAUCAUCAAUCCACGAAAACUACGAUCAAGAACUUCAUCGCAGAAAAGCAACGACUCGUCCCGUUCAUCUGCGUCUGAUCCAUCUGCUGCUAAAACAACAUCUGCAGAUCAUCUUAAUGAGCAGUCACAAGGUGACUACAUUACUUAUGAUGAUCCCACCGGAAGACGAGAACGUGAACGCAUUUUAGCACAAAUAAAACAAGCAAGCCCUAGUCAAGACGUGGAAGGUUUGCAAUAUGCAGUGGACGAGUUCGUUCCACCGGCUGAUAUGCCGGAGGUAAAGGAGCCUGAGCACGAAGAGAAAGUUAAACCAAGCAGCGCCAAUUCAGCUAUUCUACCGAUUACUAAAGACUCUUUAAAACCUGAAGUUAUAAAUCUAUUAUAUGAUGAGAAUGAGGAAGAAGAAAAAAAGAAGAGAGAAAACUCAAAGAAAUACAAAUUCUUACUAUCUGGAAUGACUGCCCAAGAUAAGAUAGAAUAUGGAGCCAUUAUUGAAAAACUGGGAGGUGUUUUGUUUGAUGUUCAAUACUUCAACACUCAAUGUAGCCAUGUGGUGAUUAGUGCUCCAAGCAGAAAUGAGAAAUACUUGGCUACAGUUGCUUGUGGUAAAUGGGCUUUACAUAAAUCAUAUCUAGAGGCUAGCCGCGAGCAAAACCAAUUUGUCAACGAGGAAGAGCAUGAGUGGGGAAGUCAAUCUGGUACUUCAGAGUUUGCUGCUGCUGCCAAACGAUGGAGAAUCGAGCUAAAUGAUAAAUCUCCCGAAGCGAAGGCCGGUGCGUUCGUAGGGUGGGUGGUUUUAUUGUGCAUCGAACCGUCAAAACAACCCGGAUUUAAACGAAUACUAGAGGCUGGUGGUGCCAAAGUGAUGCACAUCCGACCUCCAUUUGAAAAAAUCGAUGGAGUCACUCACGCUUUCAUAGGGGAUAAAAAGCAAGCUGUCAAACAUGUCGAUUUCAACAUGCUUCAUGAGGCAGGGAUUUGGAUUUUAAAACCCGAAUACAUAUCUGAUUAUUUAACUGUAUAUCCAAAGCCGCCAAUUUUCAAUUAUAUUAUCGAAGAAGUCAAAAAUCUCGGGGAGAAGCCAGUUCCUACUCCGGUUAAACGUAAAACAAAUGAACAUUCAGAACAAGCUCCAAAACGGACGCGUAGAUAAAAGUGGCUAGUAAUGCAGAUCUGAAAGGAAGUGGUGAUCAAGCUUAAAUUUCUGUGCUUCCCUAUAAGCGCAUACGCAAUCUCAGAGUGGAAUAGAUGUUUUUCUGCGCACAAUCAUGAUACUUUGUUUACAAUAUCUAUAUUUUUAUUCUGCUAAACUGCUUGUCGGCAGUUGGCUUCACCUAAUGUGGUUGUUAUUUUAUAGUUGAUUUUACUGUUUUAAAUAAAAUUUUCAUCUAAUCUACUUUUUGCUGAUUCAUUUAUUGUAAAUCUUGUACGUAAAAUAAAUUUCAUUGUAAUA
Molecule: messenger RNA, 5033 nt
Organism: Hydractinia symbiolongicarpus
Lineage: Eukaryota; Metazoa; Cnidaria; Hydrozoa; Anthoathecata; Hydractiniidae
Product: DNA topoisomerase 2-binding protein 1-A-like
Exons: 13
Coding region: 159-4733 (1524 amino acids)
Biological process (GO): mitotic G2 DNA damage checkpoint signaling; mitotic DNA replication checkpoint signaling; DNA replication initiation
Source: RefSeq, a predicted model, not a curated record